Ipomoea nil (Japanese morning glory) is the source of this 1200-nucleotide messenger RNA. RefSeq lists its product as uncharacterized. The record is from RefSeq and is a predicted model, not a curated record. The transcript is spliced from 2 exons. NCBI's taxonomy places the organism in Eukaryota, Viridiplantae, Streptophyta, Magnoliopsida, Solanales, Convolvulaceae. The coding region runs from base 1 to 1200 and encodes 399 amino acids.
AUGGAUAUGGAGUUCAAUGCUCUUCUACAUAAUAACACCUGGAGUCUCACCCCGGCCAAACCUGGCAUGAAUAUAGUUGAGUGUAAAUGGGUCUACCGCACCAAAUGUAAGGCUGAUGGGACAGUAGAGCGGUACAAGGCCCGCUUGGUCGCCAAGGGGUUCAAUCAGAUAGCCGGUUUUGUAGCUUCUAAGACUGAUGUGUCUCUAUUCUACUACACAUCAGGUGACUCACGUAUCUAUCCACUAGUAUAUGUAGAUGAUAUUAUAAUGAUGGGAAACGACACAGCUUUAUUGACUACUCUGCUUGGGCGGUUAUCAGUGGCCUUUAAGAUCCGAGACCUGGGGACUCCGACUUUUUUCCUUGGCAUUGAGACGAUAUCCGUGGAUGGCGGCUUGUUGUCACAGCGUCGAUACAUGGAUGACAUCCUUACCCGUGCUGGCAUGGUUGAUUGCAAGUCUCUUUCCACUCCAGCAACAAUCACUAAAGUCGCAUCUCCGUCUACAGAUCCUUAUGAGAACCCAACGCAAUACCGUAGGCUGGCUGGGGCGCUGCAGUAUCUCACCAUCACUCGGCCAGACCUAUCUUAUGCUGUAAACAGGAUAUGUCAGUUCAUGCAUGCUCCUACUGACGAGCACUGGGACAUGCUCAAGUGGGUUCUGCGUUAUGUGAAGGGUACGCUCACCUAUGGACUACGUCUAACAGCCUCUCCGUCAUCAGACGUUCACGCUUACUCGGAUUCCGACUGGGCCGGGUGUCCUAUAGACAGGAAGUUUACUAGUGGGUAUGUUGUUUUCCUUGGCACGAAUCUUGUUUCAUGGGUGUCACGCAAACAGCGAACUGUCGCUAGGUCGUCCACUGAAGCUGAGUAUAAGGGCCCGACUGAUGUUGCAGCCGAGGUCACAUGGGCUAUGUCGCUUCUUCUGGAACUGGGCCUACAUUCUAGUACACCCGCAACUCUGUGGUGCGACAAUUUAGGAGUUACUUACAUGUGUGCGAAUCCAGUGUUUCAUGCUCGGACUAAACAUGUGGAGAUUGAUUACCAUUUUGUUCGGGAUAAAGUGACGACCGGGGAGUUUACAUUCAAUUUUGUGUCUACGAAGGAUCAGCUGGCCGACAUCUUCACCAAACCUCUGGUUUCUGCUUGCUUCGCUUCUUUGAGGGACAAGCUGAAUGUUGUUGCUUCACCACCUUCAGCUUGA